CGAACCACAUAUCGAGCACCCUGCACAACCAAUUCGCUAUUAUCCCUCGCAAUGGCCGACACACAAUCCACCUCCAAGCUCGACAACCCCAGCACCCUCCUUCAAUCUGUCUCUACCAACGCCGUCCACGAGAAGAUCGCCAUAUUACCAGGACAUGAACCCGACUAUUCCGCCUGUACUUUUGCUCUUUGGCAAGAGGACCACACCUUGGGCAACUCUCUGCGAUGGAUCAUCAUGAAAGACCCUGAGGUCGAAUUCUGUGGUUACACCGCUCCCCAUCCCUCAGAACCCAAAAUCCACCUCCGUGUCCAGAUGUACGACGGUCAAUCAGCCGUCGACUGUUUACGGAGAGCGCUUGCCAAUCUGAGAGAUCUGUUGAACACUGUCAACGACUCUUACAGCUCAAGUCUGCGCAACGACAACUAUGUCAAGGAAGAGGAUGUCGAUGUCAAGGCCGUAGUGGACGAGACGCUGCGAGAAAGAGGAUUUGCUGUAGAGGACGAUGACAGGAUGGACGAGUCAUAAUGCUGAGAAAGUGGGGACAUUAUAUUCGAACUGUCAUUUUGUACACUGGGCUUUGGAGAUAUGUAUACUUGAACGUCUU
Molecule: messenger RNA, 604 nt
Organism: Cryptococcus amylolentus CBS 6039
Lineage: Eukaryota; Fungi; Basidiomycota; Tremellomycetes; Tremellales; Cryptococcaceae
Exons: 5
Coding region: 52-525 (157 amino acids)
Biological process (GO): DNA-templated transcription
Cellular component (GO): RNA polymerase I complex; RNA polymerase III complex
Molecular function (GO): protein dimerization activity; DNA-directed RNA polymerase activity; DNA binding
Source: RefSeq, a predicted model, not a curated record